UCUCUUGGAGGUGACCUGUUGGAUACCCAGAUAGUGCGUUUAGAGGUUGGUGGUUGGCUCUUUUGCAACUGUUUUAUUCUGUUAUUUUGGGGGCUAGCAUCCUUAGUGGUAGUUCUGCUGAGGAUGCAGAGUCAGAACAUUCAGAGGCCCAGCUCCUGCACGAAGAAAGUGGUCAAGGACCACUAUGAGUUUCUAGGGGUCAUUGGGCAUGGCGGAUUUAGCCAGAUAAAACUAGCUCAACAUCACCUCACUGGGGAAAAAGUGGCAGUCAAAGUGGUGUGCAAAAAUGAGAAGAAUAUGGGAGUACUCUCAGAACCAGAUAUUAUGAGGAGCCUAGAUCAUCCGAAUAUCAUUCAAUUAUUUCAGAUCAUUGAAACUCAGAGAAAUAUCUACAUAAUAAUGGAAUACGCAGAUGGGGGGAAGUUACUUCACCAUAUUCCACCAGGUGGCAUGCAGGAGGAAAAGGCCCGCAGAUUUUUCAAACAGGUGGUGAGUGCCGUGGACUACUGCCAUGACAAGGGAAUUGUGCACCGAGACCUUAAGCCAGAGAAUGUCAUGGUAGAUGCCAGAGGCAACAUAAAACUUAUUGACUUUGGCCUCAGCACCUGGUUUACCUCUGGCCAAAAUCUCAGGCACUUCUGGGGCACUCUCUCACAUCUUGCCCCCGAAGUGGUCAUGAGGCAAGCACAUGAGGGCCCCCAAGUGGACAUCUGGAGCCUGGGCGUCAUGCUAUAUUUUUUGUUGACUGGGACCCGCCCUUUUGUGGGGCGCACCGCUCAGGAUUUACUGAGGGAGAUCGUGCUUGGAACAUUCAACAUCCCUCACCGUGUUCCAGUGAAGGCGCGUCAACUUAUCCAUCAAAUACUGACCCUGAACCCCAGGGAGCGGCCCACAGCCAAGCAAAUUCUUCAGCACCCAUGGCUGACCCAGGGUAAGCAGUAUGUACCCCAGCAUUUUACUGAGUCACUCACCAAACCCCUAGACCCAGAAAUCAUGACCAUUCUGUGUGAUCUGGGUUAUGAUCCUUAUAAGACCUGGGUGUCUCUGGCCACUAGGAAAUUCAAUACAGCCAUGGCGACAUACCUUAUAUUAAAGCACCAGAAAAGCCAGGGGCCAGGCUGCAUGUUCCAGGGGAAGCCUGUGCCUCCAAGGGUUAAGCCUCACCCAUGCCCCAUGGAUCUUUCCCAUUUCACUGGCAUCACCAAAAGGAGUCCUAGCGAGCCUGUGCUUCCCACCUUCCCCAUGCCUCAGCUGCCUGAGGAGGCCAAACAGGCAGGGAAAAAGGCUAUGAGAAGGGCCAGCCUUCCGGCCCUUCAUCUCCACUUCCUGACUACAAGGACCACGGUGCCUGAUGUACCCACCCAGUCUGACUCUGGGCAACAGCAUGCCAAGAGGAAGAACUGGAAGCGAGUGGUUAGGGGAAUUGUUUCUUGUGUCCGAAAACUGUGCUGUUGCAUACCAUGUGUCAGCAAUAAGGUGGCUCUAAUGUAAGGGGGAAGAAAUAUUCCAGAUGCCUAAUAAGUGUGGCUCUGAUGAAGUGGAGAGGUAAAACCAGAGAGCUAAAAUAGUGGACAGCCAGAAGACAUGAUCAGUUGACCCUGACAUCUCAGCCUGGGCAUGAGUCAUAUGGACUCUGAAGACCUGCAGAAGCUAAAUCUGAAAACUACCUUAGGUUCCUCUGCAUAGGUUCUGGCUGAGAGUACUUUGGAUCCACCAGGGACAUCAGGAGUCUUCUCUGCCACAUCCUGAUAAAGACAUGAGAUGUUGGAAGCCACAAAUGAACUGAGGGCAAGUCUAAGCCAUCUCUAUCGGCAAUGUGCCCCUUUGAGAAUUCUGUGUAGUCUCAGCUGAGACUGCUUCACUGACUGCAAAAAUCAUGGUCAGAGAUUCUGUGACAUAUAGGCCUCUUGGACCCAUGCAGGAGCCAGGGCCCAGAGUAAGCCCAGGUCCAUCCUGCCAUUGGCAGAGCCCCACCUGAGAUCAGGCCUGGCCAAUAUUCACCUCACUGACUACCUCAGGAGCUAGGUCCCAGGGUGGGCCAGGGUUCAUCAUGCCACAAGUAGAACACCACCAGAGCUCAGGACUACCUCUACCCACCAGCAGACUCCUGCCUGAGAUCAGGCAUGAUCCUCACCUGCCUUGCUGACUUGCAUGGCACUUGGUCCCAGGGUAGACCCGAGUCCUUUCCGCCACCAGCAAAAACACUCUGGAGCUCAGCACCAGCCAAGGAUCGCCUCUGCCCAGCAUCAAACUCCCACCAGAGCUCAGGUCUGGCCCAGAUCCACCUCACUGACCAGCGUGGAAGCCAGGGCACAAGGUAGGCCCAGGUCCAUUUCGACACCGGCACAGGCCCGCUGGCAGACACACCUCAGAGCUCAAGCUAGGCCCAAAUUCACCUCACUGACCAGCACGAGAUCCAGGGCCCAGGCAAGCCCUGGGUAAAUCCCACCACUGGCAGAAACCUGCCAGAACUGAAGCCCAGCCCAGACACUCCUUGCGACAUCCACUGGUGCUCAGACCCAAGGUAGCCCUGGGUCCAUCCCAACACUGGAAGACCUCGCCAGAGGUCUGGACAGCCUCUGCCCACUGGUAGACACCUGCAGGAGCUCAGGCACGAGCAGGUUAUGACUCACCUACCCACACAGGAUCCCAUCCUGGGCCCAGGAUAGGCCCAGGUCCUUCCCACAACCAGCAGAACCCUGCUGGUUGAAAGAUCAGAACUGCCUCUGCCCACUAAGAGAACCCCUCCUGAUCUCAAGGCUGGUCCAAAUCUACCUUGCCAUCAGGGUAGGCCCAUUCCUUCCUGCCACCAGCAGACCCCCCCCGCCCAGAUCCACCUUACUGAACAGCAUGGGAGCCAGUGCCUAAGGUAGGCCAGUUUCCAUCAGGCCACCAGAAAAGCCCUGCUGGAGCUCAAGACCGCCUCCCCCCACCACCAGACUCCUGCCUGAGCUCAUGCCUGGCCCAGAUCUGCCUUGCUGACCCGUGUGUGAGCUCAGACACAGGGUAGGCCCGAAUACAUCUCCCGACCUGCAGACAUUCGUCUGAGCUCAAGCCUGGCCAAGGACUUGCCUCUGCCCAGUGGCACAUCUCCACCAGAGCUCAGGCCCAUUCCAGAUCUGCCUUGCUCAGCUACACAGGGAUCCAGGGCCCAGGGUAGGCCCGGGUCAUCACGCCACUGGCAGAACCCUGCUGGAGCACAGGACCACCUCCACCCACCUAACAGACCUUGCAGGAGCUGAGGCCCAGCACAGAUCCACCUCCUUGACCUGAGUGGGAGCCAGGGUACAGCUUAAACCAGGAUGAUCCCACCACCAGUAGAUAACUGAGAGAUUCAGGCCUGACCCAGAUCCAACUUACCCACCAGCGUGGCAUCCUGGUUCAAGGGCAGGCUUGUUUCCAUCACACCACUGGUAGAACCCUCCUAGAACUCAGGACCACCACUGCCUACCAGCAGACUCCAGGACAGAGCUCAGUUAUGACCCAGACCUGUCUUGCUGACCUGUGUGGGACCUCAGUCCCAUGGUAGGCCGAAGUCCAUUCUGCCACCAGUAAAAACACUCUGGAGCU
Molecule: messenger RNA, 3570 nt
Organism: Ictidomys tridecemlineatus (thirteen-lined ground squirrel)
Lineage: Eukaryota; Metazoa; Chordata; Mammalia; Rodentia; Sciuridae
Product: sperm motility kinase 2B
Biological process (GO): protein phosphorylation; intracellular signal transduction
Cellular component (GO): cytoplasm
Molecular function (GO): ATP binding; protein serine/threonine kinase activity
Source: RefSeq, a predicted model, not a curated record